This is a messenger RNA of Eimeria necatrix, 1876 nucleotides long. Its product is annotated as TBC domain-containing protein, putative. The transcript is spliced from 2 exons. The record is from RefSeq and is a predicted model, not a curated record. NCBI's taxonomy places the organism in Eukaryota, Apicomplexa, Conoidasida, Eucoccidiorida, Eimeriidae. The annotation marks the transcript as partial.
CCCGGGGGGCCCCCCGGGGGGCCCCCCGGGGGGCCCCCCGGGGGCCCUGGGGGCCCUCGCGCAGCAAACUGGAGCUGUGGGAAGCGCCGUUGCUGCUGAAGCCAACGCGUACAUACACCUGAGCCACUUGGGCAGCUCUUGGGCGGGAAGGUACAGCCUGGACCGCGGGCGGCGUACAGACACCGCAACGCAGCCCGGCUUCGUGCGGCUCUGGCUGGGGGGCCUCCCGGGCGAACUUCGGGGGAAGUUGUGGUUAAUAGCUCUUGGCAAUGAGCAGCACGUGGGGCUGCCGCUGCGGGAGGCGCUGCUGCAGUUGAAACGCGCGCAGCACGAGCCCCCCACGCCCCGCUGCAGCAGCAGCAGCAGCAGCAGCAGCAGCAGCAGCAGCGGCGGGCGCGCAGCAGCAGCGGCCGAGGCCGACGCCGACGCUGCCGCCGCCACCGCGGAGACCGCCGCCAGCGCCGCAGCCACCGGCGCGGAACGCAGCAGCAGCAGCAGCAGCAGCAGCAGCAGCAGCAGCAGCAGCAGCAGCAGGGGCCCCGCGGGGGAGGCGUGCGGCGCGUGGGGUGUCUGUACAGCCUACAGCAGCAGCAACGGGGGCCUCGAGGGCCUCAAAAAAGCCGCCAUAAGAGGAAUUCCUUAUUUGAUGAACAGAAAAGUGGGAGAAGGUCCUUUGCUGCUGACUACUUCUCUUGACGAGCUGCGAGACGAAGCAGCUCUCGGCUCUGCAGCAGCAGCAGCAGCAGCAGCAGCAGCAGCAGCAGCCAACGCCGCCGCCAGAACCUCCACUGCGUUCGUGCCGGCGCCCAAACCGCGCAACAACCUGCUGCAGCAGCAGCAGCAGCUGCUGCAGCAGCAGCAGCUGCUGCAGCAGCAGCAGCUGCAGCAGCAGCAGGUAAACGGCGCUCUUUUCGACUCGCCGGAGCUCCCCGUUGUCGGCCUGACUGCUUCGUCUGCUGCAGCAACAGCAGCAGCAGCAGCAGCAGCAGCAGCAACACCAGCAGCAGCAGCAGCAGCAGCUCAGCAAACAGAAGGCGGCAACGUCGCCGGCUCAGCGGCGGCCCUAGCCUGUAAUUCAGCAGCAGCAGCAGCAGCAGCAGCAGCAGCAGCAGCAGGAGCUUCUGCUGCAGCCGCUGCACCCUCCAAAGAAGCAGCAGCAAAAGACGACAGCUCAAAGCUGGCAGCAGAAACUGCAGCACCAGCUUGGGGGCCCCCCCAACUCAACUCAGGGGCCCCCCAGACCCCCCUGGGGGCCCCCCAGACCCCCCUGGGGGCCCCCCAGACCCACCUGGGGGCCCCCGCGUUGCGAAUGGAGUCUGAAGAAGAAUGGGAGAAGACAGAUCUCACAAUCGCAGAAGGCGCCAGAGUGCUGCUGGAGGCCUACGUGCUUUACCGGCCGGACGUGGGCUACGUGCGGGGGAUGGACUGUCUGGUGUCUUUGCUGCUGUGCUUCCUGCCCCUCGACCUGGCCUUUGUUGCACUGGCCAAUUUGCUGCCAGCUUUUCAUUUAUUGGACUUCUUUUGUCCGGCUUUGCCGAGCAACAGAAGAUCUAUAAUUCUGAAGUUUGACUUUUUCGAAAGCAUGCUGCGGCUGCGGCUGCCGCACCUGUACAGACACCUCAAGGGCCUCCAAGUCAUCCCCGACCUUUACCUCAUUCGCUGGUUGGAAACUCUCUUCUGCAGGGCCCUGCCCUUCGCCACGCUCUGCCGCACUUGGGAUGGUUUGCUGCUGAUGGGCGAGGUCAGCAGCAGCAGCAGCAGCAGCAGCAGCAGCAGCGCAGCAGCAGCAGCAGCAGCAGCAGCGGUAGCAGCAGCGGUAGCAGCGGUAGCGGUAGGGGUGGCGGUUGCGCCGGCAGCGGGCAACUCGCGGCUGUAG